AUCGGCAGCAUGUCUUACGCCGCGAAGACCACCACAAACAACCUGGCCGAGAACAUGGGACUCCUCACGGGACUUCGAGUAUGUCUACGGCAUUACUGGACACCACUGCAUGUUGCAGGAGACAGCAACAUAAUCAUCCGACAGCAGAGAACCAGGACACCGCCGCGAGCACAGUAUCUCCACGGGCUGUUUUGGCAGAGUCGAAGAAUAGCGGACAAACUGAGCGUGCUAACGUGGCAGCACCACGCGCGAGAGUACAACAAAAUGGCGGAUACACUCACCAAUAUGGCGAUGGACUCCCGCCACAGCAUCCAAGACCGGCCCCAACGAGUACUUGGCUCAAGCUCGAGAUGGGACGACGUCUACGCCCAUGCCCACCGUGAUGUGGGGCAUUGGCUGGAGAGAAAUCACGAUAAGAACUCCUCGGAGCUCGCGGCCUUCACGCGAUAA
Messenger RNA from Phytophthora sojae, 450 nucleotides. RefSeq lists its product as hypothetical. The record is from RefSeq and is a predicted model, not a curated record. Gene Ontology annotation, molecular function: nucleic acid binding; RNA-DNA hybrid ribonuclease activity. NCBI's taxonomy places the organism in Eukaryota, Oomycota, Peronosporomycetes, Peronosporales, Peronosporaceae. The transcript has a single exon. The annotation marks the transcript as partial.